Molecule: messenger RNA, 1563 nt
Organism: Penicillium cataractarum
Lineage: Eukaryota; Fungi; Ascomycota; Eurotiomycetes; Eurotiales; Aspergillaceae
Product: cytochrome P450
Exons: 6
Coding region: 1-1563 (520 amino acids)
Molecular function (GO): monooxygenase activity; oxidoreductase activity, acting on paired donors, with incorporation or reduction of molecular oxygen; iron ion binding
Source: RefSeq, a predicted model, not a curated record
AUGGCUCUUCUUGCCGAGCUUCUGGCCAUACCCUACCUGGCCCAGGGUUUAUGCGUGGCGGUCCUCGUACUAUUCGUCUCCAGCUUCUGGCAGGAUCUCUCCGAUGAGAUCCCGUAUAGCCGGAUACCGUUAGUCGGCAAGAAAUGGUGGGAUCUGUCGAAUAAAAAGGCCAAGGCACGAUUCGCGGAGGCUGCAAGAGCUCUGAUCGCAGAAGGUUUCGCCAAGGGUUCCGGCGUUUUCCAAGUCAUGGCUACGACCAGGCCUCUCAUUGUCUUGCAUCCCAAAUACGUGGAUGAGAUCAAGAACCAUCCCCACCUGGACUUUGAGCUUGCCACGAAAAAGAACUUCUUCGAAGAUCGAAUCGCCGGGUUCGAGGCAUUCCACCCCGCCGGUCCUACGAGGAUAAUGCUGGACACGGUGCGAAUCAAGCUAACCCAAGCACUAGGCUCAUUGAUAAUCCCACUCUCCAUCGAGACGGCCGCCACGAUGAAAGAAGCCUUUCCCCCAUCAGACGAAUGGACUACAUACAACUUCUCCCACAAAAUCCCGUGCAUAAUUGCCCGCCUCUCCACCCUCGUCUUCAUGGGCGAGACCGUCUGCCGCGACCCAGCUUGGCUCGACGUCUCAGUCAACUACACAAUCGACGCCUUCCUCGCAGCCCGCGCCCUGCGCAUGUGGCCCUCCGUGCUCCGUCCCUUAGUCCACUGGUUCAUGCCAAGCUGCCAAAAGCUACGACAACAUUUUGCCGUUGCGCGGGCCAUCGUCGCCCGUGAAAUUGAGAAUCGCACCUUGGCCAAGCAGGGUCAGCUUGAGUCGGGAAGUGAACCGCGUCGCGCCGAUGCGCUGGAUUGGCUGGAUGAAUUUUCGACGGCGUAUGGGUUUGUGUCUGAUCGGCCGCGUGAGCAGAUUGGACUAGCGCUGGCGGCGAUUCAUACUACGUCUAAUCUGUUGACGAACGUGGUGUAUGAUCUUGCGGCGUAUCCGGAAUACGUUGAGCCGCUGCGGGAGGAGAUUAAGGCUGUUUUGGCGGAGGAUGGGUCUUUGAAGAAGACUAGUUUGUUGAAGUUGAAGUUGAUGGAUAGUGUUAUCAAGGAGUCGCAGCGAGUGAAUCCUGUGAGUUUUGUAUCCAUGAACCGAAUCGCCCUCACCCCAAUCCCCCUCUCAGACGGCACCGUCAUUCCCCGCGGAGCCACCAUCGCCGUAUCAGCACACAUCAACGAAGACGACACCGUCUACCCAAACGCCUCCACCUACGACGGCUUCCGGUUCUACAAAAAGCGACAGGAGCCCGGUCACGAGCACCGACAUCAACUCGUCACAACGACGAGCGAGAAUUUUGGCUUCGGACAUGGACGACAUGCAUGUCCGGGACGGUUCUUUGCGGCUAGUGAGAUGAAGAUUUUGCUGGUGCAUUUGUUGUUAAAGUAUGAUUGGAAGUUUAAGGAUGUCAAGGGGAGACCGAGGAAUUUUGAGGUUGGGACGGAGAGUAUUGCGGAUCCGAGUGUUGAGAUGUUGUUUAGGGGGAGGGUGGCGGGGGUUGAUCUUGCGAUGUUGGGGGAGUGA